GGUCAACAAUAGUCGCCGACAUGAAGUUUGUUCGGCACAGGUGUCUGCACUGUUCCCCAAAAUAAUUUUAUUUCUGAGCUGGUUCUCCAAAUGUAAAGCUGUGUCAUAUCUUCUGCAAAAAGUGAUUAAUAAUUGUUGAAAUAAAAGUGAAAAUUUAUUUGAAAAUCCUUUGUAACAAAUUAAAGAAGCUUUAAAGAGCCUUCCUCCCCCCACUGCAAAAGGAAGAAAUAAAAACUCACCCCAAAAGGCUUUUCUGCUUUUUCAAUUUGGUGCUUUUUGAAAUUUUAAAGUUGACAACGCUGAAUCUAACUUGUUAUUUAUAAAAAAAAAUAAAUACUCUCAAAAAGACAGAAGAGAGCAUCCUGCUGUGCACAGAAAUUUCGUCUCGCUGUGUACAGCAAAACCAUUUUUUUAUAUGUGCUGCGUCAAGUCAAAGUGGGCCUAGGGAUACGCAGCAGCCUAGCUCCCAUAAGAAAUACACGUGUUUGUGUGAGGGCGCAGCAAAAUCUGCUAAUUCGUAGCACCUGAGAGGUGAAAAGGGGAAAGAGAGAGCGACACCACUUGCUAAAAAAAUAGUAAACAGAGAGAAUUUUUGCGAACAGCUGUUUAGUAUUUUAAGCAAAAGAAAAACAUAUUUCCCUAUUAUUAAGAAAAACCACAAGAAACUUCCUUUAAAAGCAAAAUGUCCUACCGUAUGAGAGCUACUAAAUGUCCCACAGACGAACUGUCAUUGACCAACAAGGCCAUUGUUAACAUUAAUGAUUUUCCGGAAGAUAUAAAAUAUGCAGACAUCUCACCCGGACCUGGUCAGCAUUAUAUCUUUGCUCUCGAACGUACUGCUGAAGUGCCACGAGGUCAUGUUGGCUUUUCGUUGGUACAACGUAAAUGGGCCACUCUUUCCAUAAAUCAAGAAAUCGAUAUACGCCCUUAUCGUUUCGAUGGUAAUUCCGAUAUUAUAACAUUGGUCUCAUUUGAAACGGAUUUCUUGCAGAAGAAAACCACUUCUCAAGAACCUUACGAUUCCGAUUUAAUGGCUAAAGAAUUCUUAAUGCAGUUUGCUGGCAUGGCCUUAACCGUAGGUCAAACUUUAGUCUUUAGCUUCCAAGAUAAGAAACUCUUGGGAUUGGCAGUAAAAACUUUAGAGGCUGUUGAUCCAAAAGCCAUUAGUGAGGGCAAAGAGUCUGCCACUAGAAAUGUAAGAUUUGGACGCAUAACCGGCAAUACUAUUGUGCAAUUUGAAAAGGCCGAGAAUUCAGCAUUGAAUUUACAAGGCAAAUCCAAGGGUAAAAUAGUGCGUCAAUCGAUUAUUAAUCCCGAUUGGGAUUUCGGUAAAAUGGGUAUUGGUGGUUUGGAUAAGGAAUUCAAUGCCAUCUUUAGAAGAGCAUUUGCUUCUCGAGUCUUUCCACCAGAGUUGGUAGAACAGCUGGGCUGCAAGCACGUAAAGGGUAUUUUAUUAUAUGGUCCACCCGGUACUGGUAAAACUUUGAUGGCCCGUCAAAUUGGCAAUAUGUUAAAUGCCAGAGAGCCUAAGAUUGUUAAUGGUCCACAGAUUUUGGAUAAAUAUGUGGGUGAAUCAGAAGCCAACAUCAGACGUUUAUUUGCCGAAGCUGAGGAGGAAGAGAAAAGGUUGGGUCCUAACAGCGGUUUGCACAUUAUAAUCUUUGAUGAAAUCGAUGCCAUUUGCAAACAACGUGGUUCUGUGGCCGGCAAUAGUGGUGUCCAUGAUACUGUGGUAAAUCAAUUGUUAGCCAAAAUCGAUGGCGUAGAACAAUUAAAUAACAUUUUAGUUAUUGGUAUGACUAAUCGUCGUGAUAUGAUUGAUGACGCCUUAUUGCGUCCCGGUCGUUUGGAAGUACAAAUGGAAAUUAGUUUACCCAAUGAACAGGGUCGUGUGCAAAUUUUAAAUAUUCACACCAAACGCAUGCGUGAAUUCAAUAAAAUUGCCCCAGAUGUUGAUUCCAAGGAGAUUGCUGCUCUUACUAAAAACUUUAGUGGUGCCGAAUUGGAAGGUUUGGUACGUGCUGCUCAGUCUACAGCCAUGAAUCGUCUGAUUAAAGCUGAUGCUAAAGUAACUGUUGAUCCUGAGGCUAUGGAGAAGCUAAAGGUUACUCGUUCUGACUUCUUGCACGCUUUAGAAAAUGAUAUCAAACCGGCAUUUGGUACCGCAAUGGAAAUCUUGGAAAAUAUGCUUUCCCGAGGCAUUAUCAAUUGGGGUCAACCUGUGGCUAAUAUUUUGGAAGAUGGUAUGCUGUAUGUGCAACAAGCUAGAGCCACAGAAAGCUCUGGUUUAGUGUCAGUGUUGAUUGAAGGUUCUCCAAAUUCGGGUAAAUCUGCUUUAGCUGCUAAAUUGGCUAAAAUGUCAGAUUUUCCAUUUGUUAAGGUUUGCUCUCCCGAAGAUAUGGUGGGUUAUACCGAAUCAGCCAAGUGCUUACAUAUACGUAAGAUUUUCGAUGAUGCUUAUCGUUCGAUGUUAAGUUGUAUUGUAGUGGAUAAUGUUGAACGUUUGUUAGAUUACGGUCCCAUUGGUCCACGUUAUUCUAAUUUAACUUUGCAAGCAUUAUUGGUGCUCCUCAAGAAACAACCACCAAAGGGGCGUAAAUUAUUAAUUUUAGUAACUUCCAGCAGACGUGAGGUUUUGGAGGAAAUGGAAAUGUUAUCAGCCUUUACUUCUGUUCUACACGUACCUAAUCUUUCUCAUCCCGAACAUGUGUUGGCUGUAUUAGAAGAUGCUGACAUCUUUAGCAAGGGUGAAUUACAAGCCAUUGGCAAGAAAAUGUCGGGCAAGCGAGUAUUUAUUGGUAUAAAGAAAUUGCUAGCCCUCAUCGAUAUGGCACGUCAGACAGAGCCACAACAUCGUGCUAUAAAAUUCCUUACGAAAAUGGAGGAAGAAGGUGGUUUGGAUAUGGUAGGCAAACACUAACUACUUCGCAAUAGUUUGAACAUGUCCAUUGUUGAGCUCAACGUUGUUUUCUGAAUUUAAACAAAGUUCUAUAAUAAUGACAUUAUUGUAAGUUAAAAGACAAAACAAAUUAAUCCAAAUACUAAAAGAAAAAAUAAUCGACAAAUUUUAUUAAACAAACAAGAAAACAAAAAGAAAUGUUAUUUAUUACAAAAUUAAAUUACUUAAUUAUCCAAUGCAAAAUAGCUUAAUUAUUAUGAAUAUUUACAGUAAAACCACAGACAGUUACAUUUAAUCACCAAGAGAAAAACAUAAGAUUAAAAGGAAACUAAACAUUUUUGUUUAAUUAAGUUGAGCAAUAAAACGUUAAAAAUCGCUAGGAUAUGCUUCAAAUCGGUCUCUAUUAAACUUCAUUUUCUAAAAACUACUACUAAUUAUUUAUUAUACACUCGCCUAUUCCGAGAUUUCCCUAACAAUAACACUAAAGUUGUGUAAGAUGUGUUUGAAUACACUUCAAUAAUGAAAUGAUCUCAUUUCGUGUGAGCUGAAUAAAACAAUUGAAACUUUACAUAAAUCUAGCUAGAUAAAGGCUUAAUAGCUAUCUUCUACUUUGAAAGAAUCCUCGUUAGACAUUCCACACAAAAUAAACGUAUAAAUGUUUUUAACAAAACUUUUUCGGUUGCUACAAGAUGGUCUUUUGAAAUUAUUGUAAAAUAUGUUUACAUACUUCCUCUUCCGUGUGGUGUGUUUAGACAUUCAAUUAUUAGUUUAUAAGUUAUAAAACUAUCAAGUAGUAUUUACAUUCAACGAAUUGUAUCAUAAUAUUCCUUUUUAUUGCCAUUAUAUUCUUUGCCCUAGACACUUUCUCUGACAGGAAUAGCGCACUCAAAACCUCUGAAAAAAA
Messenger RNA from Lucilia sericata (common green bottle fly), 3803 nucleotides. Its product is annotated as vesicle-fusing ATPase 1. Lineage: Eukaryota; Metazoa; Arthropoda; Insecta; Diptera; Calliphoridae. Bases 683 to 2920 code for a protein of 745 amino acids. Gene Ontology annotation, molecular function: ATP hydrolysis activity; ATP binding. The record is from RefSeq and is a predicted model, not a curated record. Gene Ontology annotation, biological process: intra-Golgi vesicle-mediated transport; SNARE complex disassembly; Golgi to plasma membrane protein transport. Gene Ontology annotation, cellular component: Golgi stack. The transcript has 10 exons.